AUGAAGGUCAGAAGACAAGGUGCUGUGUUGGCGUUGGCGGCGACAAGUGCUUAUGCACAGGGCGGAUAUGGCGGUGCUGCUCCCAGCAAUAGCACUACCAGCUUGGUGCCCUCGAGUAGCCCUACAGCGACGCCCUCAACCUUCUACACGACGGUGACAUACGACGACUGCCCCAGCAUGUCUCCUGCUACUCUCAUCACCAUCACAGCUGGUGUAACAGUCACUUACUGCCCAGAGUGCGAGAUGAUGUCCUCAUCCGCCGCUCCAUCGCCCGGCCACACCACCGUCUACACCACCGUCUUCCAGUCUCUGUGCCCGACUGGUCUGGUCCCAGCUACCUACACGAUCACGGAGAGCUGCAGCGAGGCAACGCCUACCUGGACUCCUGGCCCAAGCCAUGUACCGCAAGACUUUACCGUCACGACCAAGGCUUGCACCGUCUGUGGCGAGUCCACUACUGCCGUCACUAUCACUGAGCCAUGUGGCUGCAAGGCUGAGCAUGGUACUCCUAUUGCCACACCCUCGAGUAAUGCGGGAUCGGGCUCGCCCGCUGGUAACACGCCUGCUGAGACCACGCCUGCUGGCGGCAGCGGCAGUGGCGGCUCAUCGCCUGCUGGGUCUGGCUCACCCGCCGCUGCUCCAUCAGGCGGCAGCUCGCCUGCUGAAUCUGGUUCUUCCCCCGCCGGCUCAUCGCCAGCUGGUUCGGGCUCGAGCGGCAGCACACCUGCCGGCUCAGGCUCGUCUCCCGCUGGAUCUUCUCCUGCCGGCUCGGGCUCCGCACCAGCCGGCAACGCAGUGCCAGGCUCAGGGACUCCAGGUGGUGCAGGCCGUCCCGCUAACGCUCCAGGCGCAUAUCCUGCUCCAGCUGCACCAGGCGCCGGCAGUAACGACAGUGCCCCAGCAGCACCAUUGGCCACUACCGCCAUUCAAUCUUGCCCGGGUCCAGCUUGCCAGACCGGUGGCUCGCCUAAGGGUGUAGCGGCAUCACCGGGUGCUGCCUCCAGCCUCAGCAGUUUUGGUCUGGUGGCGAUGACAUCCAUGGCUGUCAUCGUCUCUGCCUUGGCAUUCAUGCUCUAG
Molecule: messenger RNA, 1077 nt
Organism: Recurvomyces mirabilis
Lineage: Eukaryota; Fungi; Ascomycota; Dothideomycetes; Mycosphaerellales; Teratosphaeriaceae
Exons: 1
Coding region: 1-1077 (358 amino acids)
Source: RefSeq, a predicted model, not a curated record